AUGAGACUGAGGCCCGAGAAGCCAAUAGUCUCGUACAACAACAAUUUUGACCGUGACAUGCACAACGCCAAGGCAGCGCACAAGUUCUGGUUCACUAUCGACCAACUCCGAAGCAGUAAAUCAGCCGUCCAACGGACGAAGCAGUGCAUCAGCCGUCCAACGGACGAAGCAGUGCAUCAGCCGUCCGUCGGGGCGAGCAGAAGCAUGUACGGGUCGGUAGAGAGGCGGCGCCACGAUUCCAGCAUGCUCUCCAUGAGCCGCAUACUGGACAGGAUGAAGGAAAACGGGGUUCUGUCGUACUACGGUUUGUAUGACGACCCAGCAUAUGAAUGCCGCUAG
Messenger RNA from Aphanomyces astaci, 339 nucleotides. RefSeq lists its product as hypothetical. NCBI's taxonomy places the organism in Eukaryota, Oomycota, Saprolegniomycetes, Saprolegniales, Verrucalvaceae. The transcript is spliced from 2 exons. The record is from RefSeq and is a predicted model, not a curated record. Bases 1 to 339 code for a protein of 112 amino acids.